This is a messenger RNA of Brassica oleracea var. oleracea, 902 nucleotides long. Its product is annotated as copper transporter 1. NCBI's taxonomy places the organism in Eukaryota, Viridiplantae, Streptophyta, Magnoliopsida, Brassicales, Brassicaceae. Gene Ontology annotation, biological process: intracellular copper ion homeostasis; copper ion transmembrane transport. Gene Ontology annotation, cellular component: plasma membrane. Gene Ontology annotation, molecular function: copper ion transmembrane transporter activity. The record is from RefSeq and is a predicted model, not a curated record. The transcript has a single exon. The coding region runs from base 176 to 670 and encodes 164 amino acids.
UGUACUAUACUACAAUAACAUCGUUACUCUUAUGUCCACACAAAUCCAAAAAAAAAGAGAAUUGAAAAGAUGAAUUUCAAUAAAUGUCAAUACCAACAAAAUAUCAAACAACUUUCUUCCUAACAAUUUUAUUAUCCUCCUCCCAACACACAAGAGACCGAAGAACAAAAAAAGCAUGGAUCAUGAUAACAUGCAUAACAUGCCUCCACCAUCAUCAUCCAUGAUGAACAACGGAUCCAUGAACGGAGGAGGAGGAGAUCAUCACAAGAUGAUGUUGAUGCACAUGACUUUCUUCUGGGGCAAGAACACGGAGGUUCUCUUCUCCGGUUGGCCAGGAACAAGCUCCGGCAUGUAUGCUCUCUGUAUCAUCUUUGUCUUUUUCCUCGCCGUCCUCACCGAAUGGCUUGCUCACUCCUCUCUCCUCCGUGGCACCAGCGGAGAUACGGCUAAUGCCGCCUCCGGACUCGUCCAAACCGCCGUGUACACCCUCCGUACCGGCCUGUCUUAUCUAGUCAUGCUAGCCGUUAUGUCAUUCAACGCCGGCGUGUUUAUCGCCGCCCUCGCCGGUCAUGCCAUCGGUUUCAUGUUGUUUGGAAGCCGAACUUUCCGGAAUCGCUCCGGUGACCGGGAAACGAAAGAUCUGCUUCCUGCCUCAGGUUGUGCUUGUUGAUUAUUAUAAAUGUGUUAUUUUAUUCACACUUGUGUUUCUAAUAAAUAUCUAGGAUUUGUACUUUUCUUGAUUGUGUUUUGGAUUGUUCUUGAGGUUCACGGGUGUUAGUGUGAGGAGGAGGAAUAUUUUCUAUUUGUUUUGAUUUAUAUUUUUUGUAUUUUUCUGGUUAAUAUGAUUAAAUGGUGAAAGCUGAAGAUAUCAAUUUACUAAUGUAGGACACCAAUUUGUUUGA